GCUUGUGGUGCGCGCAGGAGCGCUGUGGGCGAGCAGGGGCCAUCCCGCGCCGGUGCUGCGUGCGGGGCCGUGGCCCUUGUGUGCGGCUCGUGUGCGGCCCCGCCGGGCCCUUGUUCCGCCGAUGGCGGCCGGGCUGGGGCCGUGGCUGCUGGGCUUGGGCUUGGCCUUGGGGCCGGCAGGCGUGUGGGCUCCGUGGACGCUGGUGGAGUCCGGCGGAGGGCAGCGAGCGCCCGGGGACUCCGUGCUCCUCUCCUGCCGAGGACACGGCUUCGAAUUCGGGAGAUACGAAGUGAGGUGGUACCGUCAGGCACUCGGCGGCAGGCUGGAGUGGGUGUCCCUUAUCUACCCUGAGUCAUCAGAGAUUCGAUACGGACGGGCAGUGGAUGGUCGAGCCACGGUGUCCCAGGACGAUUCCCGGUCUGAGACAUCUCUGUCUCUAAGUGCCCUGAGCCCACAGGACUCUGCCCGCUACUUCUGUGCUGCUCGUGUCAGCGUGCUGACAGAUAAGCUCGUCUUUGGCAGCGGGACGACUCUCACCGUUGAACCAAGCAAUAGAAACCACUCUGAGCCUCAAGUGGUUGUGCUGAAGUCAAAGCAACUGGAAGGAGAUGGCAACAGUGGGAAAGCAGCUUGUUUGGCAAGGAAGUUCCACACCAAGAACAUCACCUUGGAGGUGUCCUCUAGUGAAGUCAUAUACCAGCCAACUACACCCAUCCUGUCACCAGAAGGGUUGUAUGACACUGUUAAGGUGGUCAAUGUGACAAAAGGCACAGAGGUGUCCUGCACAGCCAAAUAUGAUGGCAGAGAUGUUACAGCCAAUGAGACACCACCAGAAAAGGAGGCUGGAGAAUCAGCACCAGAGGACGUGUGUGACACCACAGACACCUCUGCACAAGAUGCUGAAGGGGAGAAAACCAACAUGUUGUCUGUGGCUGUGUUGGGCUUGAGAGUCCUGCUGGCAAAAAGUAUUGCCUUCAAUGCACUCAUGAGCAUCAAGCUGCUUCUCUUCUGAGCUGGUGGAAGCAAGGCAGCAGCACCCUGAGGAGCAGCUGGAGAGAGCUUGUCCCAACGGGUCAAACAGCCAAAUCUGCUGACAACAACCAUCCAGAAGGCAACACAGCACCCUCCCCUCCAGACAUUCCAUACUGCUGAGUCCUGCCUGCCUAGCUGGUUGGAUUUUAAGCUGCUUUUGCUGUUUCUUUUCCUCUGUCAACUGAGGAGACUGUGUUUGUCCUCAUUGCCCUGCUAAGUGCAAGUUGAUCCCCUCCACUGCUCUUGCCUCUGCAUAGAAGCAUCCAGCCUGCUUCAAUAGCUUUGCAAAGCCCAGUCCUCAUGGACAUAUGACCCUUUUAAACCAGCAUUUACAGGCAUGUUACUGCUGUAUUACUGCUGGGAGAAUCCAGGCAGAGCAGAUGCUCUUUAUAGCUUUAAUGUUUCUUAGCUAUAUGAACACCAACAGUUUCCUAGUGUGGAUGAGAAGACCUGUGCUGGAUGUGAAGUGAUUCAGCCAGUGUUGAGCCAUGGAAGUGUUUAUUAAACCUGCCAUCUCUUCUGCCCAAUGGACACAGCAUUUUAGUUUAGUGACCAAAAUAAAGCUUUGCUAAGCCUUAA
Colius striatus (speckled mousebird) is the source of this 1611-nucleotide messenger RNA. Its product is annotated as Ig heavy chain Mem5-like. Gene Ontology annotation, cellular component: external side of plasma membrane; immunoglobulin complex, circulating; blood microparticle. Gene Ontology annotation, biological process: defense response to bacterium; complement activation, classical pathway; positive regulation of B cell activation. Gene Ontology annotation, molecular function: immunoglobulin receptor binding; antigen binding. Bases 122 to 1012 code for a protein of 296 amino acids. The transcript is spliced from 7 exons. The record is from RefSeq and is a predicted model, not a curated record. NCBI's taxonomy places the organism in Eukaryota, Metazoa, Chordata, Aves, Coliiformes, Coliidae.